This is a messenger RNA of Sitophilus oryzae (rice weevil), 1197 nucleotides long. RefSeq lists its product as uncharacterized. Lineage: Eukaryota; Metazoa; Arthropoda; Insecta; Coleoptera; Curculionidae. The record is from RefSeq and is a predicted model, not a curated record. The transcript has a single exon. The coding region runs from base 1 to 1197 and encodes 398 amino acids. Gene Ontology annotation, molecular function: catalytic activity.
AUGUGUGGAAGAGUACAGUAUCGCGGGAGAAGCCAGACGCAACUACCUGUAUUGCAGAAGGGGAGCAAUCCCUACCGAUGGAAGUUCAGGUGGAGGAAGAACCUCUUCUGGAUGGAACCAGCCCGCUCAAAAGGACAUUGGUCCAAGAGCUCGCGGAAUCCAUCGGGGAGGAAGAGUCCUGUAAACCUGACCCUUCCAACUCUUGCAGUGAAGAGAGAAAUAAGGAUCCUGCAGGCCAACCUUCAGCACGCAAAAGCUGCUUCAGCAACGCUGGUCAGAAGGAUGGAACAAGAAGGCAUUGAUGUGGCCCUCCUGCAGGAACCCUGGAGGAUAGGCGAGAAAAUUGCUGGUCUAUCAUCUAAACAAGGUAAGGUUUUAUGCACGCCUAGGCCCAUAAGACCAAGAGCGUGCAUAAUUCAUAGUAAUAGAGUAGAUUGUACACUAAUACCGGUGCUCUGCACCGAUGAUGUAGUUACAGCUAUUCUAACACUAACCACGGAAGAAGGAGAAAAGAGAAUGGUGAUAUGCUCAGCCUACUUCCCUGGCGAUGAAGCUCAAUGUCCACCUAGCAUUAUAAGCGACGUACUUGCAUUCUGCCUAGAAAAAGGAAUACAGCUCAUUAUAGGAUGUGACGCCAACGCACAUCAUACCGUGUGGGGCAGCACUAACAUCAAUACUAGAGGUGAGUCUGUUUUAAAUUUCAUCUUAUCUGAGGGUUUACUAAUAUCCAAUAUAGGAAAUAAACCUACGUUUGUCACUAGGGCUCGUAAAGAAGUUUUAGACUUAACUCUUUGCACAGGCAAGGUAAGUGAUAACAUAACAAACUGGCAUGUGUCGGACGAACCGUCGUGUUCGGACAACAGACAUAUUCGGUUUGACCUUAAUAUCUUUCCGUCAGAAAUCAAAUAUCGUAACCCAAGAGAUACAAACUGGAUAGGAUUUAGAAUGUCUCUCAGUAGGUAUCUAGACGGUAAUACGGAACAGAUAAAGGGCGUAGAAGCUCUAAACUCGACAGUGGAAAGGGUAAGCGAAGCAAUUGUGGCGGCCUAUCAUGAAAACUGUCCAGAAAAAACUAAGAAAAACACGGGUAGCAAUACAGUCUGGUGGAGCAACGGCUUGAAGAGGUUAAGAUCGGAAGUUCGAAGCCUCUUUAACAAGGCCAAAAGCAACCAAGAUUGGGCUACCUACAGGUAUUAG